Messenger RNA from Penicillium bovifimosum, 1632 nucleotides. RefSeq lists its product as uncharacterized. The coding region runs from base 1 to 1632 and encodes 543 amino acids. The record is from RefSeq and is a predicted model, not a curated record. The transcript is spliced from 9 exons. Gene Ontology annotation, cellular component: membrane. Gene Ontology annotation, molecular function: L-amino acid transmembrane transporter activity. Gene Ontology annotation, biological process: amino acid transmembrane transport. NCBI's taxonomy places the organism in Eukaryota, Fungi, Ascomycota, Eurotiomycetes, Eurotiales, Aspergillaceae.
AUGGGUCUCCAAUCCUCCAUAAACGAGAAUACCGAGUCGAUACAGGGCAGCGACGAUGUCAACAUGGGGUACACCACGGAGAUUGGUGGGAACACCACCAAAGCAACGUACCAAGACGCAUCGGGGGCACCCGUCGAGGUCCAUUCACCGCUGGGGUAUUCGGUCGGCUGGGUCACUGUCGUUUUCUUGAAUUUGAGCAAGAUGAUCGGGACAGGAGUCUUCUCGACGCCAUCGACCGUCCUCAAAGGUGCUGGCUCCGUCGGUCUCACGUUGUUCUACUGGGUGAUUGGAUAUUUGAUGGCGGCCAGCUCUUUGUCCGUUUACAUGGAGUUUGCGGCUUGUUUCCCCAGUCGAUCUGGUUCGGAGGUCGUGUACUUGGAGCAGUCGUAUCCUCGACCGAAGUACUUCUUUCCGACUGUCUUUGCAAUGCAGACUGUGCUUUUCUCGUUCAGUAGCAGUAAUGCUGUUGUGUUGGCGCAAUAUCUUUUCAAACUUGCGGACUCGGACUAUACUAAUUGGGAAGUAAAGGGAGUGGCAGUGGCUUGUUAUAGCGUUGCAGUUCUGGUUCUGGCAUUCAAUACUAGAUGGUCCCUCAGAGUGGCGAAUGCCAUUGGGCUGGUCAAGCUGGUAACGCUGAUUUUCAUCGCAAUAACUGGUUUGGUGGUCCUCGGUGGCCACACCUCGGUCAAAAACCCUACAGCAAACUUCAAGAACGCAUUCGAAGGCACCGAUACAGCGACAGCAUAUGGAGCAACAAAUGCUUUAACCAAAGUCUGGUUCUCAUUCGCGGGCUACGAGAAUGCGUUCAAUGUCGUCAACGAAGUCAGAAACCCUACCAAAACCUUGAAAUGGAGUGCGCCACUUUCUUUGGGUGUCACAGCAGCUCUAUAUUUGCUGGCGAACAUUGCCUAUUUCAGUGCUGCAAGCAAGGAGGAGAUCAUUGAGUCCAAGGUCGUCGCCGCCGGUCUAUUUUUCGAAAAGGUAUUUGGGACUGGUGGUGCUGCCUCAGCAUUGAAUUUUCUCAUCUGUCUGAGCGCAUUUGGGAAUCUACUCGCAGUCCUCAUUGGUCAGUCUCGUAUGCUGAGAGAGUGUGGGAGACAAGGAGUCCUACCCUUCACUUCAUUCUGGACUUCGACAAGACCUUUCGGUACACCACUCGGCCCAUAUCUGGUGAAAUGGGGAUUAACAGUGUUGAUGAUUAUUGCGCCACCGGCUGGUGAUGCCUUCAACUUCGUUGUGGAUCUCGCGGUCUACGCAAUGUCCUUCUUCGGCUCGUUGCUGACCAUAGGAUUGGUGAUCACGCGGAUUCGUCGCGCACGUCUCAAUAUCCCAGCGCCAGAGUACCAGGCGUGGCACAUCACAGUUGCCUUUGCGAUUCUCUCUAACCUGUACAUGGUGGUGAUGCCGUGGUAUCCACCGACCGAGGGAGCUCAUGGAGGGGAUGUAAGUUUCUGGUAUGCGACAUAUUGCGCCGUCGCUCUCGGCAUUAUCGGUCUGUGUGGAGUUUACUACUUCGUUUGGAUCAAGCUUCUGCCGAGAAUACAGGGAUUCAAGUGGGAGCAGACUAUCUUGAAGCUGGACGAUGGUGCUACGGCUCAUCGGCUUGUCAGAGUGUCGGAUAGGGAUUCCUGA